Molecule: messenger RNA, 2556 nt
Organism: Toxotes jaculatrix (banded archerfish)
Lineage: Eukaryota; Metazoa; Chordata; Actinopteri; Toxotidae
Gene: klf8
Product: Kruppel-like factor 8
Exons: 7
Coding region: 310-1653 (447 amino acids)
Biological process (GO): regulation of transcription by RNA polymerase II
Molecular function (GO): DNA-binding transcription factor activity, RNA polymerase II-specific; RNA polymerase II cis-regulatory region sequence-specific DNA binding
Source: RefSeq, a predicted model, not a curated record
CUUGAAUACACGGCAACAACACGCCGACAGAGAGAGAGAGGGAGAGGCACAGAGAGACUGGCUGUUUUUUGGGGGGAGCAAAAGGAGCCUUCGACGCUGCGGAUAUGAAUUGAAAAGAAACACUGGAAGAGGCAGGGAUCGUGUUGCUAUAUCCCGAAAAUUUACUGUAAAGGUGGAAAACUAGUCCCCUACACCCUCCUCUCUCCCAAACAGUUCUUAUUCAGAUAGAGCUACACCCAAAGCCCCGACCGACCCCCUCCUGCUCCUGCUGCUCCACCCCUCCGCCGCUGCACCGCUCCGGCAACCGAGAUGCACACGGAGACCCGUAACAAGAAAUGCCAGUCGACUCCUAAGCAGAAGAAGAAUGCUGUCGGCUCCCAGAAGAAGCAGAGGAGCCCGGCCAAGCAGAGCACCCUGACCCGAAAACAACAACAACAACAACAACAACAGCAGCAACAAUCGCUGCCAUCGUCAUCACCUCUGCCACCUACAGUCAAGGAAGAGGAGGAGAAGGAGGAGGAGCCCGUGACCCGGCCUCGGCCGCCAAAGGAGGACGAGGGGGAAUCAGGCGAGGAGGAGCGAGAAGAAGUGGCGACAAAGUCUGUGAAGAAGAAGAAGAAGAAAGAAAAGGAGGAGGAGGAGGAGGAGGAGGGAGAGACAGACAUGCCCUCUGUACAGAUCAAACCAGAGCCAGAGGAGAUGGAGUGCACGCAGGUAGAUGUAGGUAUCAACUGCCCACAGCCAACAGACCUGAAGGUGAAGACUGAGUUUCCAGUUUGCAAGACAGAGCCCUCUUCGCCCCAGCCGUGCCCUGCCGAGGACCAGACCGAACCCGUCGACCUGUCCCUCAACAAACCCCGCUCCUCUUCGCUCCCGGCCUCUACAACCAGCACCACGGUCAACCCUGCACCCAGCAGUGCCGUGACCCAGCCCGGCCUGUCGGCCACACCAGUCCCCUCAGCGGUACAAUCGAUAGGCUCCAUGGUCCUCUCUCCAGGCUCCAUCCUGGCCACGCAGGGUGCCGGGGGACAGCAGAUCCUACACGUCAUACACACCAUCCCCUCGGUCAGCAUGCCCAGCAAGGUGGGCCAGCUGCAGACCAUCCCCGUGGUGGUGCAGUCGCUGCCUGUUGUCUACACCACCAUGCCUACCGACGGCGUUGCCACGGCAGCCAUUACAGUGCCACUCAUAGGCAGCGACGGGCGCUCAGAAGGAUCUGUUCGUAUCAAGCCAGGUUCAACGUCUCCGGUGGAGUAUCAGAGUGACAGCGAUGCAGAGAGCGGUACAGAGUCUGGAUCGGCCUCCCUCAGCGCCCAGAGCCUCGAUGCAGGGUCAGUCAUGGACUUAGAGCCCGUCGAUCCAGAUUCGCCGGACAUCAAGAGAAGGCGAAUCCACAUGUGUGACUAUGAAGGCUGUAAAAAAGUUUACACCAAGAGUUCCCACCUCAAAGCCCACAGGAGGAUACACACAGGAGAGAAGCCCUACCACUGUACCUGGGAGGGCUGCACCUGGCGCUUCGCCCGCUCUGACGAGCUGACCCGACACUUCCGCAAGCACACAGGAAUCAAACCUUUCCGCUGCACCGAGUGCGACCGCUCCUUCUCCCGGUCCGACCACCUCUCCCUGCACCGCCGCCGCCACGUCAUGAUGUGAACUCUGACUUCCCCCUCUCCAGCACUCACAACUCCCCAUCAGCCUCCCCCAACCUCUUUGCCCCUGAUGUCUCUAUGUCCCUCGCAGCACAUCUUGUACCAGUGCCCCCCACCCCACUUGAACCCGUGCUACUUCCUGUUUCACUCCUCGCCCCUGCUGACCUCCCUCAGUUAGGAUUUUAUGCCCCAUCAGCAGACAUAAAAGAUGAUACCUCCACCAUCCUCUUCCUCCUCUUCAUCUUGGAAUUGCAGGAACAUCAGGAAUGUGUCUGUUUUUGUGUGUGUGUGUGUGUUUGUGCAAAGUGGAGGCUACAGGAUUUUUUUUUUACCGUGUGUAUUUCAAGACAUCAUCAUCAUCAUCAUCUUCAUCAUCACCAUCACCGUCCACCAAAUGCCUCUCCUACCCCAAAACAGUCCCCUCCCUGCCACCCUCUAACUCAGCCCCCCCAUCACAUACUUCUCCUCAUCAGAAAGAAGGAUGGACUGAAGGACAUCCAGCAGCAGGGACGUUCAUCCAUCCAUCACAUGCAUCCAUCCAUCCAAAGAAGAGGAGGAAGAGUAAAGGACAAGAGGAGGAAUGACGAGUGUGUACUGUUAUUAAACUAAAAAGACAAGAGGAAUCUUGAAACUGAUGUCUCUUCAGCUGCUCUUCUUUUCUUUUUUUUUCUUUUCUUUUACAGUAACUGUACAUAUCCAGAGUUGGGAAGUUAUUUGAAGCCAAAAUUUCAUAUAUUAUGGAUUUUUGGAAGCAAAGGUGAUUUCCUAACGUGACCCGGAUUCCACCUCAAGAACAAUUUCCAGGGAAUCUUUUGGAGCUCAGGAAUUUUACCCUUUUCUCUAACUGUGAUGUGACUGAAAGAACCAGGGCAAAACUGGCAAAUGAUCUAAAUCAGGAACCAUCCAA